This is a messenger RNA of Patiria miniata (bat star), 1728 nucleotides long. RefSeq lists its product as uncharacterized. NCBI's taxonomy places the organism in Eukaryota, Metazoa, Echinodermata, Asteroidea, Valvatida, Asterinidae. The coding region runs from base 172 to 1038 and encodes 288 amino acids. The transcript has 2 exons. The record is from RefSeq and is a predicted model, not a curated record.
CCAAUCGUCAGAAAACGUGACGACCUUGGACCUUCGAUCAUAUCGUAUCGUAGUACAUACAGUACCGCCCGGCCGCGGCAAACUGUUCUGCUGUCUUAUUUGCCGUUUUAUUCUGAAAGUCUUGAAUUUAAUUUGCAUUUUAUGCCUUCCAGACUCUCCCAUUUGUAAACCAUGAAGUAUGAAAUAGAUGCUGAUGGAGUCUCCCAUUACAUUUUGGGGGAGCUGUCUUACAAUGACUUUGACAAAUCAGGGAGAAUUUGCAUGUGGCAGCUGGCGAAACUGAUUCAAGGAGCCCGCCACCAAAGAUUCCGAAGUGUCACAAUGAACCUCAAGGGUCUGGGCACAACAUCUUUCAUACGUUCCCAGUUUCUUCAGAUUUAUCCAGCCUUUUACACAAGCAAACUCACACAGAACCGAGCUCUGGAUAUCACCAGCAGAUUGAGUCAUCUUGGGCGCACGUCAUAUUGUUUGGACACUGACAUGUAUGAUUUGAGCACAAAGACACUCCUAGCCUGUGGGAGUGUUCACGGCGUCUUUGUUUCACGGCAGACACGUCGCCCUUCUCCGGUGGCCUCCAUAGCUUGGCAGCACGCAAAAGUGAUAACCCCACGUGACCAGCGACCCAUUUCCGGACCUGAUUUUCCAGCACGACCCAUUGGCACCUUGUGCUUCACCCAGACCAGAACCGUCAUGUCCAGCGAUACCGAUGCCAACGAUCACCUCAAUCAGGCAAUGUUCAUCCGCUUCUGUUUCGACUGCGCAAGUUCAGCUGCCUUAAAUGGACACCUGCCCAGCUUCAGGAAAGACGUCAUCUACGCGGACGCCAAGACGGUGUGGUUCUUGUACAUUCGCGAGGCCAGGGUCGGUGAGGAAUUGUCGCUGUACUGCUGGGAAGACCGCAAUUUGAGUCGAACUCUUUGGGUCGAAAUGUGUCAAGAGUCGCAGGUCAUUGGCCAGUGCCAAAUACAAUUCUAUGAAGAUGGACUGACAAGGUCCACCUCUGAGCCUGAUGGAGGGCUGACCUUGGCAAAACUCUGACUCAUUAAACUUGUCUUAAAAGAUUUGGUUACUGGAAAUGCAGGCUUAAUGCACAAUGUAGCUGAACGUUGCCCAACUGCUGUUGGAGGAAUAAUAGUUGUCCAAUUGGCAGGUGAUAAAUAGUAAGGAAUUUGGAUAGCAAACCUUCUUAACUCACAAACAGAUAUCAAACUUUAAAUAAUAUAAAAAUUUAAAAAUAAAUGAGGUUAUUUCAGUCUGAAAUGUGCAGUAAUGUGCAUGCAAUAAAGGUGACUUGGGCUCAAAAGAAUUUAAGACUGGAAAUGGCUUACAAUUCGACAUUGCCCAACUGUGGUUUUCUAAGGUUGCCCACUUUGUAAAACUUGCAGGUGAUAAAUGUUCAGAAAUUUCUUAUCUUUUGAUUUGUUAUUCAGGGAAACUUUUCAUCCAAGUAAUAUUUUCUAACUAUUUUACUCCCUAAAAAUGGAUAUGAAUAUAUUUUUUAUGAACUGAUUUCUCAUAAUGGUUCUAUGUUUUGUGUUGCUACAUUUAUAGUUUGGCUUCCUUUAUGUAUAUAAUAGAGAGAGAAAGGAGGAGAGAGAUGUCAUUCGCAUAAAGUUUACCUCAGUUGAAACUGAAAUUAAUUUGUGAUUCAGUUACAAGAAGCGCAACCCAGUAUGGAAAUUUAUAUUAGUUUGCUGAAUAAAAAGGCAGUAAAAUGUACAAAUUUGA